Molecule: messenger RNA, 1495 nt
Organism: Mollisia scopiformis
Lineage: Eukaryota; Fungi; Ascomycota; Leotiomycetes; Helotiales; Mollisiaceae
Product: flavo protein monooxygenase
Exons: 1
Coding region: 145-1407 (420 amino acids)
Molecular function (GO): FAD binding
Source: RefSeq, a predicted model, not a curated record
AAGAUGAAACUAAACGAUCAACGAAAAAGUCAUGACGAGAUUCCGGAAACACUUUCGUAUUCCUCUCUCCACAUACGAUGAGAGCUUCAAAAUUCAAUAUUAUAUAUACCAUCCUCAUCUCUAUAACAUGAGACUCUCUCCAAGAUGAAUACACUCAAAAACCAAAUCAAAAUGUCCACACCCACAAACCUCAAAGUCCUCAUCUCCGGCGCCGGCAUCGCCGGGCCGUGCCUCGCCCACUGGCUCUCUCGCACCCAUCUCUCCCCCUCCAUCACCAUCGUCGAACGCUCACCCUCUCCCCGCCUCACAGGCCAAUCAAUCGAUAUCCGCGGCCCCGCCAUCGACAUUGUCAAGCGCAUGGGCUUAGAAGACGCCGUUCGCGAGAGACAUACCACGGAAGAGGGGACGCGGAUGGUGCGUUCGGAUGGGAGGUCUUUUGCGCAAUUUGAAACCGGGGAGACGUUCACGGCUGAGUAUGAGAUUUUGAGGGCGGAUCUUUCGCAGCUUUUUCUGGAGGCGACGCAGAGGUUGGGGAAUGUGAAGUAUGUUUAUGAGGAUUCUGUUCAAGCGCUGGAACAGGGGGAGAAGGGUGUUGACGUGACGUUUAAUGGAGGUUCGAAGGAGAGAUUUGAUUUGGUCGUUGCAGCGGAUGGUUCAACGUCUCCGACUCGAUCGAUGAUCCUGGAUGAGCAUGUGUUGAGGGAUAGUUAUAACUUCCUUGGCCAAUAUAUAGCUUUUUUCAGUAUCCCGAGUCAAGCAAACGAUACAAAGAUGUGGCAUUGGUACAACAUCCCCAAAGGCCUUGCCAUUAUGACGCGCCCGCAUCGAACUUCGAAGACGAUAGGUGCAUAUCUAUGCAUCACAACUUCAGCCCGCGGGAAGCGGGAUCAGGUUGUUGAGGAAGCUUUAGAUAGCGGAACGGAGGAAACUAAGGAAAUGCUACACUCGUACUUCGAGAACACAGGUUGGGAAGCAAAGCGAGUUCUGGACGGGAUGGAUACAGCAGACGAUUUCUACAUGAGCCGCGCUGCGCAAGUCAAGCUGCCGAAAUGGACAAACGGACGCGCCGUACUGCUGGGAGAUGCAGCGCACGCGACGUUUGGUGUGGGGACGAGUCUUGCUAUUGAAGGAGCUUACUUGUUGGCGGGAGAAUUGGGGAAGAUUGAGAGUAGUGAAGAUGUUCCAAGGGCUCUGGAGAAGUUUGAAGGGGUAUUUAGAGAGCUGUAUAAGACGAUGGAAGACCUUCCGCCGGGGUUUCCGCAACUUGCGUUCCCGCAGACGGCGUGGGGAUUAUGGGUUAGGGAUACGUUGUUGUGGUUUGUGAGUAAGACGAAGUUGUAUAAGCUGCUUAAAGAGGAUUCGGGGAUGGAUUGGAAGAUGCCGAGGUAUGAUUGGAGAGAUGUUUGAGGAAGGGAUGAGUGUUGUUUUGUGUAAAGGGUUCAAGGGAGAAAUGGGACGGAAUUCCGUUAUACAGGUGUUAUAUAUUACAUAGAGC